AUACUAGUGCUAAAUUGAUGCCGUAAUUUACAUAAUGUGUGAUUAUUAUGUUAGUAUAAAACUGCUAAGCCAGUAAGGGCCUUAAAGCUGGGGAAACAAUAGAAUUCUGAUUACAAUAUUAUACAAUCUGACAGUAAUACUGAAUUUAUUCUUCUUAAUACUGAAUGACUGACAAUUGCUUUUGAUUUUUCAGAAUUUUCUUACAGAUGCAAGUCUCGUGGUGAAAAACAAGACCUUCAAAGUUCAUCGAUUAAUUGUCUCAUCAUUUAGUAAGAAGCUUCAUACAUGUUUCUCAGAUGCAUCAUCACAUGCUGUAAUUCUCAAUGACAUUGACCCAGAUGUAAUGUCAUGUAUUUUAGAUUUUUUCUAUAACAAUCUUGCCAUUGUAAAAGAAAGCAUGCUCAUUAGAUUUAUUGAAGUUGCAAGACAGUUAGAAAUAGAAUGUCUCCAGACUCCAGGACUCUUGAAAUUGGAACAGAAUUUGUUGGCAACUAAUAAAUUCCCAAAGAUUAGUACAGAGAUGUUAAGUAAUACCUCACAAGAGGAAGAAUUGAUGGCUCACCUUCAGUCUUCUAUAACAUGUGUAAAAUUGUAUGAGAAAGAAGAAACUGAAGUCAAAAGCAGUGGAAAUAGUGAUAGAGCCAGUUUUUCCACCAACUCUUUGGAUAAUAGCAGUGAGAAGAACAAGAAUCAUUGCUGCUGUUGUAAAAAUUCAGGUGAAAGCUCACAAGAAAAAGAAAAGAAACCUGAUAAGGAAAAUGAUAGUGAAAAAGAAACCAUAAUUAAAAAACUUAAGAAAUGUGGCACAGUUAUUAGUUCAGGUGGCAUUACUUCAACUUUAUUAGAUGUUCCUGCAUGGCUAUUUUCCAGUACUGAUAUUUCAUUAACACCUGUAAAGUCACACAGCAAAAAUUCUGCCCCUAACAAGAGCUCCCCUUUAAAUAAGAAGAGCCAAAAUCCAGUACCACCACAAUCACCAGUUAGUAAUUCAGAUGACCCUAUUGAAAUUUAUUCAAGCCAUCAAGGCCACUCAAAGUUUUCAGCAACACAUGUUCGAAGAGAUCUUCAAAACUCAUACCAGACUCCAACAAAACAAAAACAAGUUAUAAGUGCACCUUCUUCUAGUAGCAUAAGUGAUUCAGAAAGAGGGGUCACACCUUCAAGUUUUAGAGGGCAAGGUAGACAAUAUAUUGGUUCUUCGAUACAGCAGAGUACUCUUGUGUGUCGAACUGGACCUCUCAAAACAAGCACUCCAGACUCAAAAAGACAGAUUACACGAGAGUGUAUAAGUAACAUAAAAAGAGGUUCUCUACAGACAAGAGGCCGCCCUCUUGCUCUCAAUAGAAUGACGUCUUCUAGAGGUAUAGGUAGAAAAGGCAAGUCUAUCUUGAAUGCUGUCACACCUGUGAGUAACACCACUGCCCCUUCACAAGGGGCACAAAGAAAUACAAUCUUUUGAAUUGCAAGGAACCUCUUGAGAUCCUGGACUCUAAUAAUUUUUUUCAACUUUUAGACAAUGAUGCAGAAGUCAUACAGGAGUCAUCUGAUUUUAAUAUAGCAUUAGAAAAUAAAGGAACAAUUUUUGUAACUCAGCCACAAAACCCACAUACAGAGUUGGAGUCUAAGCAAGAGUUUAUAAAUACAAGACAAGAUAUUUCAACUCUGCCACAGAACCCACAUGCACAGUUGGGGUCUAAGCAAGAGUCCAUAAAUACAAGACAAGAUAUUUCAACUCUGCCACAGAACCCACAUGCACAGUUGGGGUCUAAGCAAGAGUCCAUAAAUACAAGACAAGAUAUUUCAACUCUGCCACAGAACCCACACACACAGUUGGAGUCUAAACAAGAAUCCAUAAAUACAGGACAAAAUAUUUCAACUCUGUCACAGAACCCGCACACACAGUUGGAUAGUUUACCUGGACAAUCAGAGGAUCCACAAGGGUCAGAUAAUACAAAGAAUGAUAUUUCACCAUGGCCACAGGACCAGCCAUCAGUAGAAACAACAGCCAAUGCUACUUUAACAUCUGAAACUCUGGAUACAAAGAUGAUGCCCAAAUUAAAUCUAGAACCUUCUAUGAUACAUGACUUUGAGUUGCCAGAUUUAACCAAGAAUAUUUAUAACCAGAAAUGUAAUAAUGAAGACAAGAAUAGCAGUAAUGAUGCAAAACAGCCUGAUAAUGCUGAUAAACAAGAAUCUCAAAAGCCCAGG
Messenger RNA from Cherax quadricarinatus, 2208 nucleotides. NCBI's taxonomy places the organism in Eukaryota, Metazoa, Arthropoda, Malacostraca, Decapoda, Parastacidae. The record is from RefSeq and is a predicted model, not a curated record.